This is a messenger RNA of Seriola aureovittata, 2150 nucleotides long. RefSeq lists its product as uncharacterized. The record is from RefSeq and is a predicted model, not a curated record. NCBI's taxonomy places the organism in Eukaryota, Metazoa, Chordata, Actinopteri, Carangiformes, Carangidae. Bases 39 to 779 code for a protein of 246 amino acids. The transcript is spliced from 5 exons. Gene Ontology annotation, biological process: response to bacterium.
UCGUUGCAUUUCAAUUUCAGGUCAUCAUCAUCAAGGACAUGCUGUGUCUUUUUCUGUUCAGUCUCUUAGGAGUUGUUAUCUCCAGUCAUGAAUGGAUCUCUGGAUCAGCAUCUGUGGUGACAGUCACACCAGGAGACAACAUCACGCUUUACUGUGACAGAAAAUCAUCAAGUGGAGUAUACAAAAUAGCAUGGUUCAGGAACUGUUCACAUGAGAACCAGCCAUCUCUUGUUCUAAAGCUGGAACGCAAUUCAGGGAUUGAUUCCAAUGUUCAGAAUCAUGGCCUUCGUUUUCAUUUGGUCAAAAACCAGUCAUCGAAUUCCUAUGACCUCCAGAUCAUGAACAUCACCGAUUCUGACGAGGGCCUCUACUACUGUGGAGCUGAACAGACCAAGGUGGAUGCAAGAGUUUCAAGUAUUUACAGAUAUGGUAAUGUCACAACAAGGAUCCUGCUUAACACCAGUCAACCUCAUCACUGCGAGACUCCACAAGACUGUGGUGUGUGCUGGAGACUGCUGUUCUCUCUGUGUCCAGCUGUUGCUGUUCUCUCGUCUCUCUUCUCCUCACUCUUGCUUUAUCACCUCAGUCUGAGAAAAGCUAAAGAACCUCAAGCUGACAAGAAAAGAUCUGACACCAGGAGGUCUGUACCUAGAGACAACCAGGAUGAAAACUUGUGUUAUGCUGCCCUUGAAAUCCGUCAGACAUCAGAGAGACCAAAGAAGAAGAAAACCCAGACUUCAGACUUCAGCACCUAUUCUGCCAUCAAAACCAGGACCUAACAAUUUUAUAUUAGAAAAUGGUAUAAUGAAUUAAUCAAUAGUAGUAUUUAUCAACCAUUGUAUUAUUCAAAUCCUUCUGUACAUUUGAGCAACAAUAUAAAGCCAACUACAAACACAGUCUGUUUUUCUCCCAUUAGUGUCACAGGAAUGAGUCUGAAAAUUAGUUUGCAUUUUAGCACCUCAGGUACCCCUCGUCCCAAAGUCAAUAUGUUUUUUUAAUAGGUUUUUGGUUAAAUGGCUGAAAUAAGGUCUGUGGUUAACACAAGCUCAAGACAUGUUCAAAAAUAUGUCACUCUCUUCUAAUGGGUAUUGAAUACAAUCAGAUUUUUUAAACAAAAAAUUCACAAUAAGAUACUACACAAAUGUGAAAUCACUGUGAAACAUUCAAAAUUUUUAUCUCCCUGCAUGUAUUCGGUUGUUAUUAUUCUAAAGUGGGACAAUGCUUGCAAAAAGCUGCACCUCACAAUCUAAAAACUGUUACCAUAACAUGAGUCACCCAAUCCCGAUACUUGCUUAUUUCUCCUCAAGAUCAUUGACACAGUUGGUGCAAUUUAAAAAAAAAAAUAACUAAGGAAAAUAUGCAUCAAACUAUUGUUGAAGAGAUAUUUACUGUAGAAGACCUGCUCCAGCGUACACUUGGGCUCAAACUGAGGUAAAGAUUGAAGUGUGGCAAUAAGCACACAGCAAGGACAACAGUGACAGAAUUCUGACUACUUUUAAAAAAGCAUCCUGCUUUGUAUUCAUUUUGAUGAUGGCAAUUUAAUAAUAUAAUGUAUUAUUAUAAUAUAUAUGUGUAUGAUAAUAUGUAAUAGAGAAAAUAGAGAAGUUUUAUUCGUCUGCACUGUGACAAUACAGCGUUGAAAGCAAAGCUAACCUCAACUAUCAUGUAGCCCAUGUGGUCAGGCUCACAGGAAAGCCACUGCACAGCUCAACAUGUAAGUUGAGGAUGUUUAUGAGCAGCCUGCUGAAGGUGUUGGGGCACCGCUGCACUGUGUUCAUCGUUUAAUAGUGGAAAAGUAAAUACACACAUACACUCACCACACCAAACCACAGAUAACACACACUUUCUGUGCACAUACUAAGUGUGAUUUGCUUGCUUGCUUGUUGUUUCAUGCAAAGAUACCAGUGUCAGUGAGGUCAUACUAAACUUGCAUCAGCUUAAUUUUUGACCUGUUGGAGACAACGCAACAAGCUGUAAACACAACACUGACAUAUUAUCACCUUGUAAUGUUGAUACAGUGAACAUAUUGUUGACUGAUGAUGACUGUUAGACUCACAGGAGGCUUCAAAACCUGGAAGUAAAAAGAUGUUGACAGUGUACUUUUGAAGUUAUAAUAUGUAACUUUUACACAUUAAAAUGUCUAAAAAUGA